AUGUUUUUGGGGAAAGCUAUAAUCUGGAAGUGUUUGGAGUGGAGGGUAUUUGGGAGGGGGCUGAGGCAAGUCAGAUGCCUCAGCUCAGGGAGUCAGCUGGACCUGGGGGGUAUUUAUCCUCCGAUAGUUAGCCCGUUUGACCAGAAGGGCCGGCUGCUAUAUCAGCAAUUGGAGAACAAUGUCCAGGAGUUGAGCAAGAUUCCAUUCCGAGGGCUGGUUGUUCAGGGCUCCAAUGGAGAGUUUGUCUUCCUGACCAAUGAGGAACGUGUUGAAGUAGUUCGGCGGGUGAGGAAGGUACUGCCUGAGGAAAAGCUUCUGGUCGCUGGAUCAGGCUGUGAAUCCACAGAGGCCACCAUUGCAAUGACACUCAAGAUGGCUGAAGCAGGGGCGAAUGCUGUGAUGGUUAUCACUCCAUUUUACUAUCGGGGCAGAAUGAACAGUGCUGCUUUCAUCCAGCACUAUACGCAGGUAGCAGAUGCCUCACCUGUGCCUGUUGUGUUGUACAGUGUCCCUGGCAACACUGCACUGGAGCUUCCAAUGGAUGCAAUCCUCACACUAUCUCAACAUCCAAACAUCAUCGGGCUGAAGGAUAGUGGGAGCGAUAUCACAAGAGUCGCACUGAUUGUCCACAAAACCAGGAACCGGAAUUUCCAGGUGCUGGCUGGAUCAGCUGGAUUCCUGCUCUCUGCUUAUUCAGUAGGGGCUGUGGGUGGUGUGUGUGCGCUUGCCAAUGUCCUCGGAGAGCCUUUGUGCAGUCUGGAAAAGCUGUGCCUUGAGGGGAAGUGGGCAGAAGCCCGAGAACUUCAAUACAGGCUGAUUGAGCCAAACACAGCAAUCACGCAAAAGUAUGGCAUUGCAGCCCUCAAGGAGGCGAUGGGAUGGUUUGGAUAUUAUGGGGGAUUUUGUCGUUCUCCCCUGCUGCCUUUGACUGAGGCAGAGAGAAAGGACUUGCGGAACAGCUUCACAUCCAACGGCUGGCUCUGAACCUGUCCACAGCAAACUCCACGGAUCAUGUGCUUGAGAUGGAGUUGCUUUUCAAAGUCGUGUAAAGUUGAGUGCUGUUAAAUAAUUGGUUAAUCAGUUGCAUCUCAUCUUCCCUCCCCGCCACUCUGACCUUCAUCUGCAAAGUGGGGAACUGCCUCAUUGAAAUUUUGUUU
Hemiscyllium ocellatum (epaulette shark) is the source of this 1157-nucleotide messenger RNA. RefSeq names its product 4-hydroxy-2-oxoglutarate aldolase 1 (gene hoga1). The record is from RefSeq and is a predicted model, not a curated record. Lineage: Eukaryota; Metazoa; Chordata; Chondrichthyes; Orectolobiformes; Hemiscylliidae. Gene Ontology annotation, molecular function: 4-hydroxy-tetrahydrodipicolinate synthase activity; N-acetylneuraminate lyase activity. The coding region runs from base 1 to 984 and encodes 327 amino acids. Gene Ontology annotation, biological process: N-acetylneuraminate catabolic process. The transcript has 7 exons.